GCGAAAUUCGCGAAGCCGUUCUCUUCAAACAUCAUAUCCCGUUUAGCAUUGGGGUCUCGCUGUAGCCACCAACGAUUGUCAAUAGUUCACUGCACGGAAGACGUCAGCUAAUUUCCUACCUCAAUCACAUAUAGCCCGCCUUGUGUAUCGUGUGCCCCCAUACUCUGCUACCCCAUGCUCUGGCUUGCGACGUGCUGCACUGUUCUAGCAGUGGCGAGCGUAGCUUGGAGGAGGCCGGAAAUGACGUCAGCUUCCGGAAGCGAUUACUACCUCUAGAAUGUUCCAUGCUUCUACUUAUUCGCGUUGCUCUCGAGCAGUUGGCAAUAUUCGCCUUCCAACCGCGAGGGCCUAAUUUGCUGCAAGAACGUCCGAUUGAGGUUCUCGUCCUUCGUCUGAUUUUCCUUUGCUCGCUCUGUCGACUUGGGUGUAAAUUCCAACUGCAAAACAAGUAUUAUUCUCCGCGGAAAGUGCAGGGCUUUAGUUGAGAAAUUUCAGAACAGGAGCUUCGGACAGACGGGCGAGAAUGGCUUCUUUCACUACGCCGCUAAUCACGGACCUCAACGUGCACGCACUGAUAUUAGAAGCGAGAAGGGCGAACGGGGUUCACGUCUAUCUAGACCAACCACACACCGCUGACAAUGUCAACCAGAGUUAUGGCACUACUAUUGCGGACCUAUCCAAGACAGCGUCAAAGAAACUGACCCUCACGUCCCUUGUGCGCGCAACUGAAGAUAACCCCAACAUCGCAUUCGGGUUCCGAAACCAUGAAGCGACACUGGAGAUAGAAGUUGGCAUGCCACAAGACAUGAUACCGUACGGAUCAACUCUUCAGAAUGGAAACUCGAGCAAGACGUCCUUUGCUGAUGCCAUAACGUGGAAAGGCGGGGUAUUCAAGGUCUUCACACUGCACUUUACCUAUCCGCAUGAGAGCAGCGACAGCGCCGACGUAACCGUCGAAAUAGACGGGGUGUCGUCAGGCGGCAAGUCCACCUUCCAGGCCGAGGAUGGGCUCAAGUCCGUUGCAGAAACUUUGUUCAACCACGUUACCAAUUUCGCCAGAGCGGUUGUGCUGGAGCACCACAUAUUAUACAGAGGAAUAACAGCCGCCUUGCCGAGAGACCCAGAUAAGGAGUUGAUUUCAACUUCAGUAGGGAACAAGGGUCACUUACCUUCAAUGAGUACGGGAGGAUGGGCUGUAAUUGUUGGAUCCUACAUUGAUGCGAAUCAAAAGUACGAUGGGAUUAUGGUGGGUUACUAUCGCACUGAGUGCUACCGUCACGUAUUCUCCAAGCACAAGACCAAGGGCGUGGAUGUCGUCUUCCGUCUCUCGGUGACAGAAAUGGGUGUCCGAGUAGUCACUGAGGAUGAAAGCAAAUACAUAAGAGGCAAGAGACUUGACAACGCGUUCAUCGCGGUUGUUCUAGAUAACAUCGACAUCAAGAACUUGGAGAUGCACACGGGCAGAGCCCUCUGGACGUCACAAAUCAGGGAUGCGUCCUUUUAAUUGCAUGAACACGUCGUUAUACGUUACCUCAACCAAGCGGAUAAUAAAAACACGAAUAAAAGCAUCAUGC
This is a messenger RNA of Dermacentor andersoni, 1574 nucleotides long. RefSeq lists its product as uncharacterized. Lineage: Eukaryota; Metazoa; Arthropoda; Arachnida; Ixodida; Ixodidae. The record is from RefSeq and is a predicted model, not a curated record.